AUUACCCAGGGAGAGAGGGUAGAGCCUGGGCUUUGUGUCUGUGCAUGUCCUGUGAGCCAGACACUUUCUCAAAAUCCCUGGGCUCCCUUCAAACACGCCAAGUCCCUUCCAUAGCAGCCCGGAGACCGACCGCGUCUGUCGCCAAAUCCCACAGGAUCGUCUUUAUUUUGAUAUACUAAUCGUAAGAUUGGAAGUCAACGGACGCGGUGAUGCUUCUGCUGUCACUAUGGUUCGCAGUUGGAACAUUAGCGGUGAACGUGACUACAGCGACUGGAUCUGAAGUAACUGAGAGCCCAGCAGCUUUGCAGAAGUUCGCCGCUCUGGGGCAGGAGUUCAGCCUGGUGACUCCACUAAGGACAGACUCUGAGGGUCGCUUCAUGUCCCACCUGGUAUCGGGCUCCAGAUUCAGGAGGAGAAGGCAGAGCGGCCCCGAAUCCUGGCCUGGGACUGCCGGGCAGAGGAACCAGAUAGAGUCUCGCCCACUAUUCUUCAAUGUCACCGUCUUUGGCCAGAGCUGGCAGCUCAGACUGGAACCCAGCUACCGACUGGUGGCCCCAGGAGCUGUGCUGGAGUGGCAAGAGGAUGGACAAAGUCACACACAGCCACUGAAUGAGGAUUGCAUCUAUACUGGGGGCAUCAGCCAAAUCCCUGAGGCCAGAGUAGCCAUUAGCAACUGCGAUGGACUGGCUGGAAUGAUCCAAACAGAUCAGGAGGAAUAUUUUAUUGAGCCACGAGAAAAGGGCAAGCAAGCAGAGGAAGAAGAGAAGGGUCGAGUUCAUGUGGUGUACCGCAGAUCAGCUGUACAGCGUUCAGAUCCGGAAAAUGCUGGUGACUUUUAUCAAACAGGAUCAGAGUUCGGUGAGGUUGGUGGUUUGCACAACAUGUACGACAAUGUUGACAAGCAGCUGGAUGAAACCUUGAGGAAGCGGAGACAUGUCAAAGAUGGCAACUACAACAUUGAGGUGCUUUUGGGAGUGGAUGACUCCGUGGUUCGCUUCCACGGGAAAGAACAUGUCCAGAAUUACCUCUUGACUCUCAUGAAUAUAGUUAAUGAAAUUUACCACGAUAAAUCACUGGGAGCCCAUGUAAAUGUUGUGCUAGUACGAAUGAUUAUGCUGGGAUACGCAAAGUCCAUCAGUUUGAUCGAAAGAGGGAAUCCAUCUCGAAGUUUGGAGAAUGUCUGCCGCUGGGCCAAUUCUCAGCAAAAAUCAAACCCGAACCACUCAGAGCAUCAUGACCAUGCCAUCUUUUUAACAAGGCAAGAUUUCGGUCCAGCGGGUAUGCAAGGGUAUGCCCCAGUGACUGGAAUGUGCCACCCAGUUCGCAGUUGUACCCUAAACCAUGAGGAUGGCUUCUCUUCAGCGUUUGUAGUUGCUCAUGAGACUGGUCACGUGCUGGGAAUGGAACAUGAUGGUCAAGGAAACCGAUGUGGAGAUGAAACCAGCAUGGGAAGUGUCAUGGCACCCUUAGUCCAAGCUGCAUUUCACCGUUUUCACUGGUCUCGGUGCAGUGGGCAAGAGCUCAAGCGAUAUCUUCACUCCUAUGACUGUCUGCUGGAUGACCCAUUUGAGCACGAUUGGCCCAAACUUCCCGAACUGCCAGGGAUCAAUUAUUCAAUGGAUGAACAAUGCCGCUUUGAUUUUGGAGUGGGUUACAAGAUGUGCACAGCCUUUCGCACCUUCCAUCCGUGUAAGCAGUUAUGGUGUAGCCAUCCUGACAACCCAUUUUUCUGCAAGACAAAGAAAGGGCCUCCUUUAGAUGGAACGGAGUGUGCUCCUGGAAAGUGGUGCUACCAGGGCCACUGUUUGUGGAAGACUUCAGAGCAGGUAAAGAUAGACGGCAACUGGGGACCAUGGAGCAAACUUGGGUCCUGCUCUCGAACCUGUGGCUCCGGUGUCCGCUUUCGAACUCGACAGUGCAGUAACCCAGUGCCCGCAAAUGGUGGCCAGGAUUGUCCUGGUGUAAACUAUGAAUACCAACUGUGUAAUAAGGAAGAUUGCCCACGUCAUUUUGAGGAUUUUCGAGCACAGCAGUGUCAGCAACGAAAUUCACACUAUGAAUAUCAAAAUGCUAAACACCAUUGGCUUCCAUAUGAACAUCCUGACUCAAUAAAAAGAUGCCAUCUGUACUGUCAAUCUAAGGAAAUGGGAGGAGUUGUUUACAUGAAACAAUUAGUGCAUGAUGGGACUCGUUGCUCUUAUAAAGAUCCAUACAGCAUCUGUGUACGAGGUGAAUGUGUGAAAGUCGGCUGCGAUAAAGAAAUUGGCUCAAACAAAGUGGAUGACAAGUGUGGAGUAUGUGGUGGGGACAACUCCCAUUGUAGAACAGUGAAAGGCACAUUUACCAGAACACCAAAGAAGUCAGGCUACUUAAAGAUGUUUGAGAUCCCAUCUGGUUCCAGACAUAUCUUCAUCCAAGAAGACGAGGUUUCUCCUCACAUUCUUGCUGUCAAGAACCAGGCUACAGGCCACUACAUCCUGAAUGGCAAAGGAGACAAACCCAAGACAAAGGUUUUUAUUGAAUUGGGCGUAGAGUGGGCAUACACCUUGGAGGAUGACAUUGAAACUCUUCACACAGAUGGUCCGUUGCAUGAUCCUGUUGUGAUCCUGAUUAUCCCGAGGGAUAACAGCACAAAAUCUACUCUCACCUAUAACUACAUUGUUCAUGAAGACUCCUUGCCAACCAUCAGCAACAAUAAUGUGCUUCAAGAAGAUGUCCAUGCAUUUGAGUGGGCUUUGAAGAAUUGGUCCCAGUGUUCCAAACCAUGUGGUGGAGGUUUUCAGUACACAAAGUAUGGAUGCCGCAGGAAGACUGACAAUAAAGUGGUUCAUCGUAAUUUCUGUGAUGCGGAUAAGAAACCCAAACCUAUCCGCAGAAUGUGUAACCUGCAAGAGUGCACGUUGCCUGUUUGGAUAGCAGAUGAAUGGGAACACUGCACAAAAUCCUGUGGGAGUUCUGGAUACCAACUCCGCACUAUUCGCUGUGUAGAAAUAACCAAUGGAAGGAACCGGUCAGUGCACAGUAAGUACUGCACUGGAGAGCGCCUGGAAAACCGCCGAGCUUGUAAUCGAAAACCUUGCCCAGCACAGUGGAAGACGGGACCCUGGUUAGAGUGUUCUGUUACGUGUGGGGAAGGAAUUGAACAAAGACAGGUCAGAUGUCGUCCAAAUGACCAAUGUGAUGGUGAGAAACCAGAAGCGACACGAGUCUGCAAACGCCCCCCUUGUGGUGAUGAACCUUGCCUGCGAGAUAAGUCGAUAUUCUGCCAGAUGGAAGUGCUAGCUCGCUAUUGCUCCAUUCCAGGUUAUAACAAACUCUGCUGUGAAUCCUGUAGCAAGCGCAGUAGCACCCUGCCUCCUCCCUUCCUCCCUGGCGCUGCUGAAAGAAAUGACGAAAAGGCAGAAGCUGACCACAACGUGACACCAACUCAUCCUCCUGACUCCACUUCCAGGAGCAGAAAUUUGCAAGGCUACAGGUUAGCCAGAGAAAAGAAUACUAAGCCCAGUGCAGUCACUCCAGGUCGUGGCAAAACAAAAGGAGUGAAUUCCUCCCAGAAAAAGAUGCCUGCAGCUGGUAGGCCUCACAGAUUGGUGGCUUCACAGUAUCAGCCUCAUUUAAUUCAAGACAAUCCCAUUGAAACCAGCAACAGCUCCACAGCUACCCAUGCAUCAGUUGGAGUGGCAGAGGCAUCAGAAAGACAUGCUGCAUUACAGUCUCCUGAGGCAGAGACAUGAAGUAGGAUUCUUAUAUCAGAUACAACUGAGGAAAAACGACCAUUCAAAAAGAAUCAAUUGUAGACAUCAUGGUGCAUGUAUGAUUUGAAAAUGACUUUCUGCAUUUCACUGAACCUAAACUGUCAAUUGUUUUUUGAAAAGGAACAUGUUCAAGUCGUAAAGUGCAGGCACUUUGCUCUAUUGGCCAAAUCCAAUUUCUUUUGGGAUCAUUUAAACAAAGACCAAAGAUAUUUCCAAUGAAGAGGGGAUAUCAGGUUUUCUGGUGUUGCCUUUGUAAAGGAUUAUAAUGACAUUUUACAUAUCAUCUGAUGUUAAAAAAAUCAAAUUAAGAACUCAAAUUGAGAUGCUCAAUUUCUUUGAGUUUACAGUGUUGAGUUGGUACAUAUAGUGUUCCGUCAAGUGUCAGUGAAUUAGAUAUUAUUUAAGGCAUUUCCAGCUGUUCUGUAAAUACUGUAUAUGUAAGUCAGUAUUAUAUUUUAAUAUACAAGUUGUUUUGUGAGAUAUUGUUUACCAAUGCUACAUAACCAUUUCUAAAUUUCAUUGUAUAUCUGAUAUUGAAAACUGUCUCAAUACUUUUCAUAAUCUGCAAUGAAGAGUAACAGAUAUAACGAUGGAUCAGACAAGCAUUACUGGUCCCUUUAAAUGUUAACUUGGCAGUAAUUACAUACAGAUCUCCAAUCCUUUUGGUGCUAGUCAAAAUAAAUUACAUGUCUAAAAUAAGUGCUGAUAAGUGCAGGUCAGUAUGCACCCAUGCAAAGAAAGGCCUGUACAAUAUUCUGUUGAAUGCUUACAUUCAAAAGAGGAUAUCUGAUAAAUUUCCUUCUAAGAAGCAAUGGAUCUGCUGGACCUUUCCAGAAUUUUCUGUUUUUGUCUGUCUUGUUACGUAGAUUUAAAUUCUCUUCUGAGAUCGACAGUUUGUAGCCAGUUAUUUAUGCAGUUGCAUAGAAACAUAGCAGAUCGGAACAGGAGUAGGCCAGUCAACCCUUCCACCCUGCCUCACUAUUCAACAUAAACAUGGUUUAUCAUCGAAUUCAAUAUCCUAAUUCUGCCCUCCCCCAAAAUUCCUUGAACCCUUUAGCCUACAUCUACUUCCUUCUUGAAAAUAACAUAUUGUUUUGGCCUCAAACACUUUCUGUGGUCGUAAAUUUCACAAGCUGACCACGCUCUGGGUGAAGAAAUUUUUCUUCACCUAAGUCCUAAAAGGUUUAUCCUUUUUCCUUAAACGGUGACCCCUGGUCCUGGACUCCCAAACCAUCAGGAACAUCUUUGUUGCAUCUGACCUGAUAAAAUACCUGUUUAAAUUGUACAAGUUUCUCUGAUGUCCCACCUCCUCACCUUGUUCUAACUGCCAGUGAAUAUAAUUCUAACUGACUCAAUCUCUCCUCAUACAGCAGUCCUGCCAUCCCAAGAAUCAAUUUGUUAAACUUUCACUGCACUGCAUGUAUAGCAUGAACAUCCUUGCUCAGAUAAGGAAACUGAAACUGCUUACAAUAUUCCAGGUGUGGUCUCACCAAUGCCCUGUAUAAUUGCAGCAAGACAUUCUUGUUCUUGCACCCAAGUCCUCUCGCUAUGAAGGCCAACAUACAUAGAAAUUGGAAUUGUACAGAACAGGAAUAGGCCCUUCAGCCCACAAUGUUGUGGUGAACGUGAAACCAAAUUAAGCUAAUCCCUUCUGCCUGCCCUUUGCCCAUAUCCCUCGAUUGCUUUCAUAUUCAAAGUCUCUUAAAAGCACCUAUCGUAUCUACCUCCACUACCAUACCUGACAGUGCAUUCCAGACUCCUACCACUCUCUGUACAAAAUAACAUGCCCCUCACACCUCCAUUGAACUUGCCUCCUCUCAUUCCAAUUUCAACUCUGGGAAAAAGAUUCUGACCAUCAACUCUCUGCAUCUCAUUAUUUGAUAGACUUUUAUCCAGUCUCCGCCCCCCCUCCACCUCUCCAGAGAAGACAACUAGAGUUUUUCUAGACUCUCUUAAUAGUUCAUAGCCUCUAAUCCAGGCAGAAUUCUGGUAAGCCACUUCUACAUCUUCCCCAAAGUCUCCGCAUUCUCCCUGUAAUGUGGCGAUUUGUAUUGAAUGUAGUUUACCUUCUUCACUGCCUGCUGUACCCGAGCACUUUCAUUCAGCGACUCGUGUACAAUGACACCCAGGUCUUUUUGAAAAUUCCCCUCUCUCAAUUUACAGCCAUUCAAAUAAUAAUCUGCCUUCCUAUUUUUGCUACUAAAGCAGACAACUUCACAUUUAUCCACAUUAUAUUGCAAUGCCAUGUAUUUGCCUUGUGAUUCAGCUUGUCCAAAUCACAUUGAAACACCUCUGUAUCCUCCUCAAAGCUCACCCUACCACCUAGCUAUAAAUCUGCAAAUUUUGAAAUAUUACAUUUAGUUCCCUCCUCUAAAUCAUUAACCUAUAUUGUAAAUAGCUAAGGUCCUAGUUCCAAUCACUGUAGUACCCCAUGAGUCACCCAUUUAUUCCUACACUUUGUUGCCUGUCUGCUAACCAAUUUUCUAUCCAUCUCAAAACACUACUCCAACCCCACGCACAUUUAUUUUGCAUUAAUUUCUUAUGUGGGAUUUUGCCGAAAAUAUUCUAAAAGUCCAAAUGCUUCAACUCCACUGUCUCGUCCAUUAUCAUUUACAUCAUCGAAGAAUUCCAGUAAAUUUGUCAAGCAAGAUGUCCCUUUUAUAAAUUCAUGCUGAUUGUGUCUGAUUUGGCCACUGUUUUCUAAAUGCUCUGCUAUAAAAUAUAUAUAUUUUAAAUGUAAAAUGCGACUCCACCUUCAUUCUGAGCCAACAUAUUCCAGGGUCUAAUUUCUUUAACAAAAACAGAAAUUGCUGGAGAAACUCAGCAGGUCUGGCAACGUCUAUGGAGAGAAAGCAGAGUUAGCAUUUCGAGUCCUGUGAUCCCUCUUCAGAACUUUCUUUAACCUCACUUUUGCCCACAGAUAUGGUUGACAAAGUAACCUUCUUCAAUCUUUUUUCAUCCAUGUGUCAUUCAGUCCUGGGCAUUAUGAUGUUCCGAUAUUAUGUAUGUACAAAGUACAACAUCAGGAUCUAGAAAUUUGACCAGCCAAUUAAAUAGCCUUACCUGAAUGGAUCUCAGUGAUUCACUCAAUUUCCAUUCAAAAAAAAGAACCAUUAACGAUCUCCACCAAUCUGCAGGAGAUACAAUAAAAACUGAAGUACUACAGUGGUUAUGAGCUAAUUUUCCUCCACCACAAAAAUGUUGCUGUAACAUGCAAAAUAGAAUAGGAUUUUUCUGUGACAAUUGGUGAGCAACAUUAUUACUUAAUUAGAAGUAUACAAGAGGACGGAACUGUUUUUUUUAAAUGGUGAACUGGUAGCAUCAAAUUAAAAGCAUUGCAAAGGAAAAACAGGGCCAGAAGAUAAUGAAGUGACCUGGUCAAAAGCGGGAUAGUUAGGAUGGGAGAUUUGGAUGCAUGUAGUGGUACACUAUGGAAGAAUAUUUGCUAUUGUCUUGUGAGUGGUCAAGUAGGGUCCAGUCAACUCUGUGCCUUUGAAGAAUUGCUGCUAGUUUCUUGCAAGGCUUCUGAAGGCUAAUGAAUCUAGUGUUUAAAUGACAACCCUGAGCUUCACACAGUUGCAUAGAAUUUAUUUAAGAAUCUCUCUUUUACCCUAUAAAUGGAAAGAAUAUGAUCUAUUUGCCUUAUUUGCUUUCUUUUGUACAAUAAUAUAGGUGCCUGUUUUAUUCUGACCGUACACUACUGAUGCUGUUUGUUGUAUUGGGGAGCACAUAGCAAUAAAAAUAACAACCCAGUUAAUGUC
Molecule: messenger RNA, 7516 nt
Organism: Stegostoma tigrinum
Lineage: Eukaryota; Metazoa; Chordata; Chondrichthyes; Orectolobiformes; Stegostomatidae
Product: A disintegrin and metalloproteinase with thrombospondin motifs 3
Exons: 22
Coding region: 210-3734 (1174 amino acids)
Biological process (GO): extracellular matrix organization; proteolysis
Cellular component (GO): extracellular matrix
Molecular function (GO): metalloendopeptidase activity
Source: RefSeq, a predicted model, not a curated record